Messenger RNA from Struthio camelus australis, 1278 nucleotides. The record is from RefSeq and is a predicted model, not a curated record. Lineage: Eukaryota; Metazoa; Chordata; Aves; Struthioniformes; Struthionidae.
GCGAGUCACCCAAGGAAAACCCGUAUGAGGAUGUGGAGCUGAAAGGCCGUCACGCGGGCCGAAAAUCCCAUCAGCUCUCGGAGAAUUCCCUAGAUUCCUUGCACAGGAUGUGGACUCCGCAGGACAGGAAAUACACAGCACCUCCCCAGUCCUCCCCCUCCAGCCUCAACGAGGACAGCUUGAGUACCACGAGCGAGCUGCUGUCUACACGCCGGGCCAGGAGGAUCCCAAAGCUUGUCCAAAGAAUUAAUUCCAUCUACAGUGCAAAAAGAGGAAAAAAACGAUUGAAGAAACUUUCAAUGUCCAAUAUUGAGACAGCAUCCCUACGAGAUGAAAACAGUGAGAGUGAGAGUGACUCAGAUGACAGGUUUAAAGCUCAUACGCAGCGUCUAGUGCACAUCCAGUCAAUGCUGAAAAGAGCUCCAAGCUAUCGAACCCUGGAACUGGAGCUGAUUGAAUGGCAGGAGCGGGAGUUAUUUGAGUAUUUUGUGGUGGUGUCACUGAAAAAGAAGCCCUCUAAAAGUACUUACCUCCCAGAAGUGACAUAUCAGUUUCCCAAGCUAGAAAGACCCACCAAACAAAUGCGUGAAGCAGAGGAGCGUCUCAAGGCUAUCCCUCAGUUCUGCUUUCCUGAUGCCAAGGACUGGCUCCCUGUCUCCGAAUACAACAGUGAGACCUUCUCUUUCAUGCUGACUGGGGAAGAUGGAAGCCGGAGGUUUGGUUAUUGCAGGAGGCUGUUGCCAAGUGGAAAAGGCCCACGCCUACCUGAAGUUUAUUGCGUCAUCAGCCGGCUGGGGUGCUUUGACUUAUUUUCCAAGAUCCUGGAUGAGGUUGAAAGGAGAAGGGGUAUAUCUGCUGCCUUGGUUUAUCCAUUUAUGAGGAGUCUGAUGGAAUCUCCUUUUCCUGCACCUGGAAAGACAAUCAAAGUCAAAACCUUCCUGCCUGGAGCUGGAAAUGAGGUGAUUGAGCUCCGGCGGCCCAUGGACUCGCGCCUGGAACAUGUGGACUUUGAAUGCCUUUUCAAGUGUCUCAGUGUACGGCAGAUCAUCAGGAUCUUCGCUUCUCUCCUGUUGGAGCGACGUGUGAUUUUUGUAGCAGAUAAGCUCAGGUGAGUGGCAAAGAGACCUGAACCACAACAUGUUGUUCAGGGCAGUACUGUCUCCUGAAACAAAAGGCUGUAGGAAAUGGCUACAAGGAUGGUGGAUGUGAGAAUGCACUCACUGCAGGAUUUUAAUCAUUUUUAUAUCAGCGGCAGUUAUUUGCAUCAGGUGGGUAACA